Messenger RNA from Mizuhopecten yessoensis (Yesso scallop), 680 nucleotides. RefSeq names its product rho GTPase-activating protein 24-like. The record is from RefSeq and is a predicted model, not a curated record. The transcript has 3 exons. The coding region runs from base 205 to 489 and encodes 94 amino acids. Lineage: Eukaryota; Metazoa; Mollusca; Bivalvia; Pectinida; Pectinidae.
ACCUCCCAGCAGGGCAAGCAGGGAUGAUGUUCAUCAAUAUAUCGAUUUCUGGUUCCUAGUUGGUAUUGACACGAGAUGCGGAACUUCAAGAAAUGUUAGGAUAUACAAGUGAGAGUAUCAUUGCACAGAGACGACUUUUCGCGGAGAAAACAUCAGCUCAAUGACGGGGGAGACUAAUGCUGGUCCUUCUGUGUGAAGAUAAAGAUGAACAACCCUGUCCACCGACAGCGAAUCCGAAAAUGUGGUUGGUUACGCAAGCAGGGGGGAAUGGUGAAGACAUGGCAUCGUCGCUGGUUCUGUCUCAAUGGUGACUGCCUCUUCUACUUCAGCAAGGAGGAUGACCUUAAGGCCCUGGGCUCCAUCUUCCUCCCUGGUAACAGAGUGGUGGAGCAUCCCUUCAACCCAGAUGACCCUGACAAGUUUCUGCUGGAGAUAUUUCCAGAUAAAAAGGGAAAACGUGCAACAGGUGAGAGAUUUUGUACACACUAGCUAUUGUUUGACCUGUUUGAUCUGUAUCCAGGGUUCCACUAACUCUACUUAUUACUACGGUGUAUCUCUGUAGCAUUGCUUUCCCUGAUGACCAGCCUUGUGGACAACCUCACCCUGAUUCAGUCCACUGUCCAAAUACUACUCAACACAGUUCUAAAAAAAAUCUUAUGAAAAAUAAUUUAUUCAUUUCA